This is a messenger RNA of Paramecium octaurelia, 1722 nucleotides long. The record is from the annotation of a GenBank genome assembly. Lineage: Eukaryota; Ciliophora; Oligohymenophorea; Peniculida; Parameciidae.
AUGUAAUAAAUUCCGAAUUUAGAAAAGGAUGAUUUUAUUGAAAAUUUUAAAGUUAAAAGCGAACUAGGAAAGGGGUCAUAUGGUGCAGUAAAAUUUUGAUAUUAAUCAAGGUUUAUUAAGUUAUUGACCCUAAUGGAUAGGAAUAUGCUCUUAAAUGUAUGUAUACAAGCCGUUUUAAUGAAGUCAACGGAUAUGUGGGAAAUUUAAUUUAGAAUGAAGUGGAAGCCUUAAAAAAACUUUAAAGUUAAUAUAUUGUUAAAUUAAUAUCAACUUUUUAUUCGGGUUAUCAAGGAGAAUCUCUUUUUUGCAUGUUAUUGGAAUAUUGCGAUGGUAAUUAUUAAAUGCUUUUCUUUAGGUGGAAAUCUAUUAGAAUAUUUACUUAGAGAGUAAGAUACAUUUACUUAAUAAAAUGCCAUUAUUUUUUUCAAAUAAAUCCUUUAAGGAAUGAAGGAAAUCCAUUAGAAGAGGAUAAUUCAUAGAGAUCUCAAAUUAGCUAAUAUUUUGAUACACUAAGAUCAAAUAAAAAUUGCUGACUUUGGCUUUUGUCAUAUCUUAAAUUCUGAUGUAAUCAUCUCAUCUAACAUUAAGACAAGCUAAAUUAAUGUGAAUUUAGGUACUCUCGGCACUUAAGCACCAGAAGUUUUGGAUGAUCAACCUUAUGGAUUAAAGUCAGACAUGUUUUCAAUAGGUGUUAUUUUUUACUAAUUAUUGUUUAUUGCAUAUCCAUUUAGCGUAAAAAAUUAGGAGACCUUUUAAAAUGAAGUCUCAAAUUUAAGUAUUUUUAAAAAGAAUUCUUUAGAUCCACCUUCAUUUUCGAAAAAUGGAAGAAAAGUAGAAAAAUAUUUGGAAGAAUUACUUACCGAAAUGUUAAGAAAAGAUCCAGCCAAAAGAUUAGAUUGGACAGAUCUAUUCAAAUCCAAGUUAUUUCAAAAUAGUUAUUCAUGUAUUCUAAAGAUGAUAUAAAGAAAUGUUUUUAUCUACUAUUGAUGAUGCAAUAGACCCUGUCCAAAGCUAUAUUUUUUAUCAAUAGCAAUAUCUCGACUCAAAUGUUAAAACUGAUAAAAAAAAAACAACAUAUCUUGAUCUAGAAUCUCAAAUAUCAUUUUUAACGUACAUUCAAGAAUUCAGCUACAAAGUUUAUCAUAGAUAGAUUUUAAUGGUAAAAUGAAUAACAUAUUUAGUGUCUUUUUCCGUGUUUCCUAAUGUAUAAACUAUUAUAUAAAAAAUAAAUGGAGCACUAGGAUUAUAAUUAAAAGAUGGUUUAUGAUCUCACCAAUACCCAUUAAAUUCUAACCUACCAGCAUUAAGUUGUAAUGUAAUGACUUCUCUUAUUUUUUCAGGGCAAAUCAUGAUAAACUUAAAAAAUUAAAGAUCAUUCAAUAGAAUUGGGAACUUGAAAUAAUAAAUCUAUCAUUGAGUUCAUAAUUUUAGAAUAUAUUUUCAGAAGCUCUAUUGAAAUAUUUACUAAUUCUAAGAUAAGAAAUCUUAAAGGAUACAGAAGAAUACAAAAUUGAUUGGUAAUAAAUCUUGAUUUUUUAAAAUCAUACUAACAAUGAGAAGAUUCAUGAAGUGCUUUAAAAAAUAAAGUUUUUUGUCUUAAUUCAUAAAGUUCUAUCUUUAGAAACAUUAGAAAAAGAAGUAGUUGAUUAAUUACUCAGCAACAACACUCAAAAUAACUAUUUAUAAGUAGUCUACAUUUAUCAGAGCAUAAAAUUAGGUUGA